UCCCUAUAGCUGAGCCCCGUCCGAGGGAAAGACAAAGGUCUCUCCAUUCUUUUCUGCGGGAAGUGGCCAAAGCCCAGACUACAAAAGCCAGACACCCGGAGUGCUGGCCCAUCUGACGUAAAGGCGUGAAAGACAGCCAUGGCUCCCAAGCGCAAGCCCCCUGUGCAGUGUGAGGGCCCUGACAAGAAGAAGGGACGGCAGGGGACGGAGGAGGACAGCUUCCGGGCCACUGCGGAGGCCCUCAAGGCCGCGCCCACAGAGAAGCGCACAGUCCGCGUGGACGCCUCGUGUCCUCUCAGCCGCAGCCCCGGGGCCCAGGUGCACGAGGACUACGACUGCACCCUGAACCAGACCAACAUCGGCAACAACAACAACAAGUUCUACAUCAUCCAGCUGCUGGAGGACGGCGGGCGCUUCGCCUGCUGGAACCGCUGGGGCCGCGUGGGAGAGGUGGGCCAGUCCAAGCUCAGCUACUUCGCGUCCCUGGAGGAUGCCAAGAAGGACUUUGAGAAGAAAUUUCGGGAAAAGACCAAGAACAGCUGGGCGGAGCGGGAGCACUUCGUGGCCCACCCCGGCAAGUACACGCUCAUCGAGGUGCAAGGCGAGGACGAGGCCCAGGAGGCUGUGGUGAAGGUGCAGUCCCUCUGCGCCCAGGUGGACGGAGGCCCCGUGAGGACCGUGGCUCAGCGUGUGCGGCCCUGCUCCCUGGACGCCGCCACACAGCAGCUCAUCACCAACAUCUUCAGCAAGGACAUGUUUAGUGACGCCAUGGCUCUCAUGAACCUGGACGUGAAGAAGAUGCCCCUGGGGAAGCUGAGCAAGCAGCAGAUCGCGCGGGGCUUCGAGGCGCUGGAGGCCCUGGAGGCGGCCCUGAAAGGCCCCGCAGACGUGGCCGGCGGCCGCAGCCUGGAGGACCUGUCCUCCCACUUCUACACCGUCAUUCCCCACAACUUCGGCCGCAGCCGGCCCCCGCCCAUCAGCUCCCCGGAGCUCCUGCAGGCCAAGAAGGACAUGCUGCAGGUGCUGGCGGACAUCGAGCUGGCCCAGACCCUGCAGGCAGCCCCCGAGGAGGAGGAGAAGGUGGAGGAGGUGCCGCACCCCCUGGACCGAGACUACCAGCUCCUCAGGUGCCAGCUCCAGCUGCUGGACCCAGAGGCGCCUGAGUACAAGGUGAUCCACACCUACUUGAAGCAGACGGGCGGCAGCUACAGGAGCCCGGAGCUACGGCACGUUUGGAAAGUGAACCGAGACGGGGAGGGAGACAGGUUCCAGGCCCACUCCACGCUGGGCAACCGCAGGCUGCUGUGGCACGGCACCAACGUGGCCGUGGUGGCCGCCAUCCUCACCAGCGGGCUGCGCAUCAUGCCACAUUCUGGCGGCCGCGUGGGCAAGGGCAUCUACUUCGCCUCGGAGAACAGCAAGUCGGCCGGCUACGUUACCACCAUGUUGUGUGGGGCCCACCGCAUCGCCUACAUGUUCCUGGGGGAGGUGGCCUUGGGCAGGGAGCACCACAUCACGGCUGACGAGCCCGGCUUGAAGCAGCCACCCCCCGGCUUCGACAGCGUCAUCGCCCGAGGCCACACGGAGCCUGAUCCCACCCAGGACACGGAGCUGGAGAUAGACGGCCGGAGAGUGGCAGUGCCCCAGGGCCAGCCCACGCCCUGCCCCGAGUUCAGCCAUUCCUCGUUCUCCCAGAGCGAGUACCUCAUCUACCAGGAGAGCCAGUGCCGCCUGCGGUACCUGCUGGAGGUGUGCUUCUGAGCGCUGCCCUCUCCCCGGGCCCUGCCAGGGACAGACUGCCGUCUGUCUUCUCACCCACGUCACCGCUUCUCGCUCCCAAAUCUCCCUUCUGUGUCCCAGACAGUGGUCCCCGCUCCCUCCAUCCCCACUAGCCCUGGCCUGGCUGCGGCCCGAGUCUCGCCUGCUGAGGUGACGGGUGCGAGGGACUGGCAUCCCCGGGACACAGUGCCGCAGCCUCUUCGGGCUGAGUAGUUAGAGGGGCACAGGCUGAGUGAGGGUGUCGGACCCCUUAGCCGCCCGGGCCGUCCACCCAGGCCAAGCCUGUCCGUCCCAGAGGUGUGACCGCCAGUGGAGGCUGGACUGCAGGCAGCAAGUUCAUUAAACACUGAGUCCGCUCACCCCAGGCUCCGGCUGUCUGUGCUGCAGCCGCACGAGCCUGGGCCCCUUCCUCUCCACCGUGACCCCCCACGGCCCACCCCCACCCACCCUGGUCCAUCUGUGGCCGUCACUGCAACCCCCACCGCCCCUGCUCACUGCGCUUUCAAAGACCCUCACCAUCCACUCAGGACUGGUGGCCAUCUGGGGACCCACCUGGCCAUCUGUCCGCUGGCCCGCACGGGGCCAGGCAAACCGAGCAUCGCUCCUGUCUCGGCAUCAACGUGUCUCAGAUCUGCAUGUUCCACACCAGCUGAGCACACACCGAGCGCCCAGCUCUGCCACCGUGAACGAUGCCCAUUAGCACCCAGGGGGUCACCCUACCCAGACGCGAGGGUGCGGGUGCUGUGUCUGCUUCUCCAGCUCCAAUCCAACACCACGGGGGCCUUGCGUUCCCAGUCCCAGGCUCACACUUGCUUCUCUAACAGGAAGCAUCUCCGUUCCGGUCAACAUCAGUCUAUUGACUUGUUGGCUCCAUCCCACACGAAAAGGAGAUUCAGAAUCACCGUGCCAUGCAUGUGAGCCCACGCUCCCUGAGCAGGGUGCCAUGCAUGUGAGCCCACACUCCCUGAGCAGGGUGCCAUGCAUGUGAGCACACGCUCCCUGAGCAGGGUGCCAUGCAUGUGAGCACACGCUCCCUGAGCAGGGUGCCAUGUGAGCCCACGCUCCCUAAGCAGGGUGCCAUGUGAGCACACGCUCCCUGAGCAGGAUGCCAUGUGAGCACACGCUCCCUGAGCAGGAUGCCAUGUGAGCACACGCUCCCUGAGCAGGAUGCCAUGUGAGCACACGCUCCCUGAGCAGGAUGCCAUGUGAGCACACGCUCCCUGAGCAGGGUGCCAUGUGAGCCCACGCUCCCUGAGCAGGGUGCCAUGUGAGCACACGCUCCCUGAGCAGGAUGCCAUGUGAGCACACGCUCCCUGAGCAGGGUGCCAUGCAUGUGAGCACACGCUCCCUGAGCAGGGUGCCAUGUGAGCCCACGCUCCCUAAGCAGGGUGCCAUGUGAGCACACGCUCCCUGAGCAGGGUGCCAUGUGAGCACACGCUCCCUGAGCAGGGUGCCAUGUGAGCACACGCUCCCUGAGCAGGAUGCCAUGUGAGCACACGCUCCCUGAGCAGGAUGCCAUGUGAGCACACGCUCCCUAAGCAGGGUGCCAUGCAUGUGAGUACACGCUCCCUGUGCUGGGUGCCAUGCAUGUGAGCCCACGCUCCCUGAGCUGGGUGCCAUGCAUCUGAGCACACACUCCCUGAGCAGGGGGCCAUGCCAUGUGAGCACACGCUCCCUGAGCUGGGUGCCAUGCAUGUGAGCACACGCUCCCUGAGCAGGAUGCCAUGUGAGCACACGCUCCCUGAGCAGGGUGCCAUGCCAUGUGAGCACACGCUCCCUGAGCUGGGUGCCAUGCAUGUGAGCACACGCUUUCCGAGCAGGGCUCAGGCACGCUCACGCUCUUCACCGUUAUCCUCUGGUCUUUAGAUGAGCGGGGAGUGGGAACAGGUGAAAUGUCGCCCGGAUUAGUUAACGUUUCCUUUCGGUGUGGUUACGCCGUGGAUGAAACACAGGCAGGUUCCUCAGUUUCUGCUUAUCCUCACCUUCAGGCGGGCUUUUCCUCAUCUUCACUGACUGACUUUGUCAAUAGCCAGCACAUUAACACAGUCCCAAUCACACAGUUCGCGGAAGUCCAGCCUAUACAAUAACAGGUGCUCAGGGGAGUCACCCCUGGCCCCGCACGCCGCCUGCCUGCUGCGGGGAGCCAGUUUCUGGCUUGGCCUUCAUGUACUCGUUUUGGCAAAUUAAAAAGCUACAGUCACA
Molecule: messenger RNA, 3981 nt
Organism: Eptesicus fuscus (big brown bat)
Lineage: Eukaryota; Metazoa; Chordata; Mammalia; Chiroptera; Vespertilionidae
Gene: PARP3
Product: poly(ADP-ribose) polymerase family member 3
Exons: 11
Coding region: 139-1761 (540 amino acids)
Cellular component (GO): site of double-strand break
Molecular function (GO): NAD+ poly-ADP-ribosyltransferase activity
Source: RefSeq, a predicted model, not a curated record